AUGUUAUGGAGAUGGAAAUUGCCUCAGAGAACUUCGCAUCAAACCAUCAAAUCACUUUCUUUCUCAUCACUUCGCAAUCUUUCUUCACCAACUGAAUUUGUGGUUGAUAAGCCACGUAAGUCUUUUGCAACAAAAUGUAGUCAACAAUUUCCAGUGAGUUCUAAAAUCAUCCUCUCCUCCCAGAUUGUGCAAUCAACUAUGCUCAACUGCCCUUCCGAUUUAGUUGCUCUGUGCUUUUUCUUGUGGUGUGCUCGCCAACCGAAUUACUUUCAUGCACGGGGCACAUUUGAUCACAUGGUCAAUGUAGUUGCUCGCCUCACCCAACGGUUCAUAACUGUGGAAGAAAUAGUUAAGCAAUUAAGGAGUCUUGGAUGUUCAACGAAGCCACAGACACUAUUGCUAUUGUUGAGAAUAUAUUGGCGGGGAGGAAUGUAUGGCAUGGUUUUCGAGGCAUUUGAAAAUAUGUUUCGUUAUGGUUACACACCGAACACUUAUGCUCGGAACAUUGUUUUGGAUGUGUUAUUCAAGAUUGGGCGUGUUGAUGUGGCCAUGAGCGUAUUGAAGGACACCCAGGUCCCAAAUUUCUUAAGUUUCAGUAUAGCAAUAUGUAAUUUGUGCAAACUCAAUGAUGUAGUAAAUGUUAAAUCUGUGCUCAGGAACAUGUUGAGUCACGGGUAUUAUCUUAAUCCUGAAAACUAUUAUAUGGUUUUGAGGAGUUGUUGCAAACUGGGUAGGCUGGCGGAAGCUUUACAGGUUUUGGGUCUGAUGGUGACUUUGGGUAUUCCCACCUCUGGGAAGGUUUGGAGUGUAUUGAUUGAUGGGUUUUGUAAAUCUGGCAGACUUGAUAUGGCAGGCUAUUUAUUGGAGAAGAUGGUUGAAACUGGGUGUCCUCCAAAUGUUGUAACUUGCACUUCUUUGAUCAAGGGAUACAUGGAAUUCCAAAGGCCCAGCAGUGCAUUCAGUAUCCUGAGCAACAUGGAGUCUAAGGGAUGCUCCCCUGAUUUGAUCCUUUGUAACGUAUUAAUAGACUGUCUCUCUAAGAUGGGGAGGUAUGAUGAUGCACUCGAUGUCUUCUAUAGUUUGCCAAAGCGAAAAUUAGUACCUGAUUCUUAUACUUUUUGUUCGGUAAUGUCCAUUGUCUGUUUCUCCCAACAGUUCACUCUUCUACCCAUAUUAAUAAGUGGACUUGUUAUAGAACCAGACUUAGUACUCUGUAACUCCCUUCUUAGUUAUUUUUGUAAAGCUGGUUAUCCGUCUGGAGCUGUUGAGUUUUACUGUGACAUGAUAGCUAGAGGUUUUAUACCAGAUAGGUAUACUUAUGUUGGAUUACUGAGCGGACUAUGUGGAGCUGGAAGAAUUAAUGAGGCGGUUAAUGUGUACCGUGGAAUUGUCUCGACCCAAUUUGGUCUGGAUGCUCAUAUCCAUAGUGUUAUCAUAGAUGGGCUCAUAAAAUCUGGUGACUUCCAUAGAGCUAUAAGACUGUUUAGGAAGGCUGCUGCAGAGAAGUAUCCACUGGAUGUUGUAUCAUACACAGUUGCCAUCAAUGGACUUUUUAGGGGUAAUCGAGCUGGAGAGGCUUAUAAUUUGUUUGGCCAAAUGAAGGAGGUUGGUGUUGCUCCAAACGCACAUGCAUACAAUGUCAUGCUCUCUGGUGUAUGUAGGGAAAGAGACGUUAUUAUGGUUAAACAGAUCUUACGAGAAAUGAUUGAUAUGGGGAUUGAGUUGCACUACAAUUCUUAUAACUGUAUAAAGAAACUCCUGCUCAAGUCACACCAUUCUCUUUCAGUCUUUCAUCUACUCAAUGAAAUGUGGGAUUCAGGGUUGAUACCUGACAAGGCCAUGUAUGCACUAUUGGACGACAGAAUUGCGCGUGGUAUAAAGGUAGGUGAAACAGGAGAUCAAUUGCCCAUGGAUGUUUUAGAAAUUGGCGCAUCCAGCUCCGAUGACAUCUCUGAUGUGGCUGCGUCAGUGGGUUGAGAUAUAUUGGUGAAAGUUUAUAUCCUAGCAGAUUGGGCAGCUCCUUCUUGAAUCUCAUCAACCAAUAAGAUCCAACCAGACCAGACUACAUAAAGGUUGAUGCUAGUUUUCGGUGAGCAUCUUUGCAAGGAUAAGUGAGCUUCUUUUGACAACUGUAUUCCUUAGCAUUUUCUGCUACUAGACCCGAAUCAAUGUUACCUGGAUCGUUGGUCAAUUUGGUAAGUGAUUUGGGUACAUGUACACGGUACGUCACUUUCUUAGGUACAUGGGGGCUAGACUUAGCUAGUAUGAAUUUUUGGGUCGUAAUUCGUUUUGUAACUUUUAUCUAUAUUACUUCCACUACUAUAUGAAAUUGUAUGUAAUAGGAC
Messenger RNA from Ilex paraguariensis (yerba mate), 2345 nucleotides. Lineage: Eukaryota; Viridiplantae; Streptophyta; Magnoliopsida; Aquifoliales; Aquifoliaceae. The record is from the annotation of a GenBank genome assembly.